CGACGAGUUUCUUUACCUGAGUUAGAGCAACUGUGACAUAUUCUCGUAUAUAGAAUAAAAUUUGAGUAUAUAUGCAGAUCGAAGAAGAUGGAGCAUCAGAUUUCACGUUACAACAACUAGUGAAGAGUGCAUAGUAUCCAGAAACAAUGAAGCCUAGUUCUAUUCUCUAUCUAUUGCCGUUACUACUAUUAGUGUCAUACGUAAAAGCAGACGCUGCAUCACAGCAACAAUUUCUCUCGGAUUAUCCUUAUUUCGCGAGCUCUACAUGUUCUCUUAAUGGCGAUGUCAGAUGUGACGCUGAGGGCAUGGUAUUCUGGCUAGGCAUCAAUGGCAAAAAUAUCGACAGCAAUUUCUUUUCUGACCUUAGUAAACUAGAUCGAAUCUUGCAUAUAAACUUUACGAGCUGCCAGUUGCCAACUAUCUCGUCUAUCUCAGCAAAGACAUUGCGUUCACUUUCUUUCUAUUCGUGCAGUGGAGGAGAUAUCAACGGCGCCAUCACCGAGGAUUUGGUCAACUUAGACAGACUUUCUAUCGUAGACAGCGAUCUGAGCUGCGAAAUAUCGAACAUCAAGGCACCUAACUUGUGGCAGCUGCAAGUCAAGAACAGUCCGAAUGUAAAAGGCAGCACUGACGAUAUUGCCAAAAUUUCCAGGUUGAGCCAUGUAAAUUUCACGGAUACUGCUAGUCUUACUGGCGAGAUCGGGACACUUAUAAAUAUGAACGAAUUAGGCUUCAUUAACGUGUCGAAUACCAAAGUCAGUGGGGAGAUUCCAACACUUACUUCUAAAACAUUCUAUCUGGAUUUGGUUGGUACCGAUGUAACGGGUGUGUGCGACGAAGAAAAACUUAAAGAAUCCAGACUCAGUUAUGCCACAUGCUAUCUGGGCAAUGGCGACAGUGGAUGUACCUACAGCGGCUGCACUUAUGACGGUCGAGACGUGACACCUCCACCACCAGUGGCACCAUCUCCUCCAUCCCCGUCUCCAUCCCCGUCUCCAUCCCCGUCUCCAUCCCCGGAACCAGAGGAACCAUCCCCGGAACCAUCACCAUCCCCGGAACCAUCUCCGUCUCCAUCACCAUCCCCGGAACCAUCCCCGUCUCCAUCCCCGGAACCAUCCCCGGAACCAUCUCCGUCUCCAUCACCAUCCCCGGAACCAUCCCCAUCCCCGUCACCAUCCCCAUCCCCGGAACCAUCCCCGUCACCAUCCCCGUCACCAUCCCCGUCACCAUCCCCGUCUCCAUCACCAUCCCCGUCUCCAUCACCAUCCCCGUCUCCAUCACCAUCCCCGUCUCCAUCCCCGUCACCAUCACCAUCCCCGUCCCCGUCACCAUCCCCGUCCCCGUCACCAUCCCCGUCACCAUCCCCGUCACCAUCCCCGUCACCAUCCCCAUCUCCGGAACCAGAUUCUUUUGGUAGCUCAAUUUAUGGGUCGGGCCUGUUCAACCUCUUGUUUAAAGGGAUCUACUUGUAUCUAACUCAGCUGGUGUUGUAUCUACUAUAAGUCUCAACGCAUGGCUCCGGUCUCAUACUAAAUUAAUAGGUCUCGUGUAGUCCGUGGAAAUAAACCAACGCAAUAAGCGUAAAACUUAAUUAUCAA
Schistocerca gregaria is the source of this 1598-nucleotide messenger RNA. RefSeq lists its product as uncharacterized. The transcript is spliced from 11 exons. Bases 147 to 1502 code for a protein of 451 amino acids. The record is from RefSeq and is a predicted model, not a curated record. Lineage: Eukaryota; Metazoa; Arthropoda; Insecta; Orthoptera; Acrididae.